GCAGAUCUCAGGCUCUGGCACCUGACCCUGUUGGCUCACCCCGCUGCCUCUCCCAGGCUCCUGCCCAGAUCCUUUAUUGCCAGAGCAAAAAUGGCAAGCUCUACGAGAGUCCAGAAUCUUUACUUUGCUCCAUGCUGUUGUAAGUGCGUGAUUUGGGUAGUAGAAUAACUUGGGCUAGGUGAGCCUCUUUAUUAAAAAACAAAAACUAAAACAUUUCAAAAACCUUGAAAAUCAUCUUCCGUGCCCCACUCUUCCUGUCUCUCAUUAUGCCCUGCAGGACAUACUCUUGGCCUUCGAACACUUACUGCUUUGGCCAGCUCUAAAUGAGCGCCAGCACUGAGGGGUCCAGCCCAUGCUGAACUCCCACGGUGACCCCCCCCAAGUCCCCGCCCCGACUGACCCCGCCCCGCGGCUGCGGUCUAUUUUGGGCGCACCCGCGGCGGGGCGCGGGAUCGCUGACAGUCGCGGAUCCUGUGACACCUCCCAGCAGCCAGGCACUUGUUGCUCUCGGGACCUGUUGUCAAUCCCUUAGCUCGCUCUUCCUUUUAGCCCCCUGCUGGCUCUUGGAGUCUGCUCUUUCCGUUUGACACCUGGGACUCCGAGCUCUUCUCUCAGACAUAGCUGUCCUUGCUUGGAGAAAUUGAUGAGAAACUGGUAGUCUUAAAAGAAAAAAAAAAUUAAACGCCGUGCAGAAGAGAGGCCCCUCGCUGUGAGCAGGAGCCUAAAGCGCUGCAGAGGUGGCGCCUCUCCGGCCCGGGACCGUGGUCCGGGGCGCCGACGGCAUGACGGACUCAGCGACAGCUAAUGGGGACGACAGGGACCCCGAGAUCGAGCUCUUCGUGAAGGCUGGCAUCGAUGGAGAGAGCAUUGGCAACUGUCCUUUCUCUCAGCGUCUCUUCAUGAUCCUCUGGCUGAAAGGAGUCGUGUUCAACGUCACCACUGUUGAUCUGAAAAGAAAGCCAGCCGAUCUACACAACCUGGCUCCUGGCACGCACCCGCCCUUCCUGACCUUCAAUGGGGACGUGAAGACUGAUGUCAACAAGAUUGAAGAGUUCCUGGAGGAGACCUUAACCCCUGAGAAGUACCCCAAACUGGCUGCAAGGCACAGGGAAUCUAACACUGCGGGCAUCGAUAUCUUCUCCAAGUUCUCAGCCUACAUCAAAAACACCAAACAGCAGAACAAUGCUGCCCUUGAGAGAGGCCUGACAAAGGCGCUGAGGAAGCUGGAUGACUACCUGAACACCCCUCUGCCAGAGGAGAUUGACACCAACACCCAUGGGGACGAGAAGGGCUCCCAGCGCAAGUUCCUGGAUGGGGAUGAGCUGACCCUGGCCGACUGCAAUCUACUGCCCAAGCUCCAUGUGGUCAAGAUUGUGGCUAAGAAGUACAGAAACUAUGACAUCCCAGCUGAGAUGACAGGCUUGUGGCGGUACCUCAAGAAUGCCUAUGCACGGGACGAGUUCACCAACACCUGUGCAGCUGACAGCGAGAUCGAGUUGGCCUACGCAGACGUCGCCAGGCGCCUCAGCCGAUCCUGAGCUUGGCCGUCUGACCCGAUUUCUGCUGCAGAAGAAUUUCAUUUCUCCCAAAGGCUUUCAGCUCUACAGACUCUUCUUCACCAUUGCCUUGGGGAGACAUCAAAAAAGUUAGGCCACAUCCUACUGGCACCCCUGAACUCAGCUCCAGCCUUCUACCUUCUAAGAUCAGUGCCAUCCUUCUGCCUUGACCUGCAGAAGUCCAGCAAGCAGCGAGGACGCAGUAGCAGAUGUUUCCACCUGCUGGUCUGACCUAGGGUCAGUGUGUCAGGGGUCAGUUUGCGGAGCUCCCACGGGAUUGUCACUGUUCCUUUCUGCCAAUGUCAUAAUGCUUUCUCAGAUGCUCUAACAACUCGAAAUGCCAGCUUCCCCCCUCCCCUCCUUCCUCAGCAACUGCAAGGUGAUGGACAAAUGCCAUUACAUGAUUGUUAGGGAGAGAUCGAUGCUUUGACUGGGGAGAGAGUGGUUGGGGGGUAGUCAG
Rattus rattus (black rat) is the source of this 2016-nucleotide messenger RNA. RefSeq names its product chloride intracellular channel 5 (gene Clic5). Lineage: Eukaryota; Metazoa; Chordata; Mammalia; Rodentia; Muridae. The transcript is spliced from 6 exons. The record is from RefSeq and is a predicted model, not a curated record. The coding region runs from base 783 to 1538 and encodes 251 amino acids.